Molecule: messenger RNA, 2240 nt
Organism: Mus pahari (shrew mouse)
Lineage: Eukaryota; Metazoa; Chordata; Mammalia; Rodentia; Muridae
Gene: Hjurp
Product: Holliday junction recognition protein
Exons: 5
Coding region: 121-1911 (596 amino acids)
Biological process (GO): CENP-A containing chromatin assembly
Cellular component (GO): chromosome, centromeric region
Molecular function (GO): histone binding
Source: RefSeq, a predicted model, not a curated record
CGCGGGCAGGAUCGGUUGUGUAAACACUUUUGAAAGACCCUAUCAGCGCGCGGGGCGCCACGUUUGAUCUGUGAACGGGCUCGGGCGGGUGCUGUGCCCCGGCAGUGAGCCACGCACGCCAUGGAGUCUGUGGGUCGGCAGGACCGCCGGCUGCGUGAGCAGCUUAAUGAAAGCCGUAGCCGCUUCCAGACGUUAAUGCAGCGGCUGUUAGCGAAGUACAACCAGCCCUUUGAGGACGACCCGUUGGUGCAGAUGACGACGUUGACCUACCAGACGUCCCAGGGAUUGAGAGUUUGGGGAGGAAAGCUGAUGACGAAAGGAAACCAGGAAUGCACUCAGAACGCAGAGAAGAGAGGUGGAAAAGACACAGUCAUGACUUGGGUUCCUUCUGUGACCUCACCUGUCACACCAGCCACUGGAUGCCAGGAUGGUAUCUCUGCAAAGAGCUCUGGUGGUCCUAAAGUAUCUGCUUUGUCCUCCAGAGGCCAGGGUCCCUCAUACCCUUGCCCAGCUGACAUGGCCAUUGUGACUAGAAAUGACAGCCUCUCCUUACUUGAGACCAGCAGCAACUGUGUAAGCAACCAGUCCUUUGAGGUUGAUGACAUUUGCAAUGUGACAAUCAGCGAUUUGUAUGAAGGAAUGAUGCAUUCCAUGAGCAGGCUGCUGCACUCAAAGCCAUCCUGCAUCAUCUCCACCAAGACCUACAUCAACCAGAGCUGGAAGCUCAGGAGGAGACCCUCAUGCAAACAGGGGCCGCACAAGAACAGGACGUACUGCCCCCGGAGCAAGGCCUCCCAGAGGAGCACCUUGAAGGGGCCCUCGCCCUCCUCAGAGCCCGGGAAAGAGGCCGGAAUAUUAAGAGACUACAAGAACUUACCGCACGUUGCUCCCCACAAGACAGGCUUAGAACUGAAAAGCGAUUCUCUUGAAGGAAGCAAAUGCCAAGUCCAUAAAUUCAGUCCAGCUUGGAAGGAGCUCCAGAUGAUGCCGCAGAAGGGCUUGGACUUAAACCUUCAGCAAGAAAAUAGGGCGAUGGCAUUACAGUGGCUAAUUUCACCCGUCAAAAUGGUUCCCAGACCAAGGAUGCUUCCAAGUCAAGUAGAGAAGUGGUAUAGAGAGAUUAAAAUCAAAUUUGACAAACUUCAUCAGGAAUAUUGUGUGUCUUCUGGGAAACAGUCUCACCUGACUGGUCCCACAGAGUCUUGGGCUGUGGAUGUGUACAGAAGUGGUUCUAAAAGCCCAGGCAGCCGUCAGGGUGUAGAAACCCGCAGGCUGAGUUCCCCUUUCAGCAGAGUAAAGACAGAAAGGCCAGGUGAAGCCUUAGAAGACCUGAGGGGAAAGUCUGUCAAAACAAAUGGCUGUCUUCUAAGGAGCAGUCCCUCUCCAGAGGGCAGCCUGUCUCAGAGCCCUGGCCAUUCUCAGCAGAGCUCUGACCUCCAACACAAUUCUCAACCAACUGGAAAGGCAGUAUUGCCCAGCACAGCUAUUUCAGCACCGUGCAUAGAUUCUCCAGGCCGUGGGAAGAAUAACUAUGAUGAGCUUAAAAAAGAAUUUAACAGACUUUAUCAGAAGUAUUGCCUGGUGUCACCACAGCGAGCAAAGGUGACUUCGUGUGGCAGAGUAUCGCCAAUGAAAGCUACUGUAGCUGUUCCCUGUCAAACAGAGCACUUGAAGAGACUAAAUCCAGACUCCCCACUACAGAGUUACCAGAAAUGGUCAUUAUCUCCUGGCUGUCGAAUAAGAGUCCUACAGGAUUCAACUGCAGUUGAGGCUCACACGUCUGCACAGACUGCUAGUGCACUUGUGAGAGAGCCUUGGCUGUCAACAAAGAGGCGCAAGUUGUCAUACCCGGUAGCUUGUGCUCACCAGGCCAAGUCUCAGGAUUCCUCAGGAGCAUCAGGCUGGCCCUGAGUGUCCUGACUGCUGAUUGGCUGUUUGUUGGACAUGGUGCUUAUGUGUAGUCAGCAGCUGCUUUGAGGGAGACCUCGGCAGACACUUGUUUCUCCUUCUGGAGGAGGGGCCCAGGGCAUCCCGUGUACUGAGCAGUCUUUCACUGCAGCUACCCGGCCUCUGUCCAGCUACCUCCCCUGCUCCGUACCACAGCAUCAUCUCUGUCCUUUCUUGUGGGAUGUUGGUGCCUUGGGCUUCUCUAGCCAGCCUUGGCCAUUAUGGUGUCUCUUAGUGUUAUUCAGGGGAUUCUCAAUGGCAGUUUUCCUCUUGAUUUGCAUUACUUACAUUGU